GUGAGAGCGAGGCAGCAGGCGUGCCCAUUGCUCAUGAGUGCAACAGUCUAUAGAGAGUACCCGUCUGUGCUCAGUAUUGCCUUGUAUCAGGUUUCAGCCACAGACGUGUGAAUCGCGGAGGUUCCUACACAGUUAACUCCUGUUGGAACAGUUUUUAUUUAUUAUUUCCUUCCUUUCUGCUGCUGUUUUAUAUUCAGUCAGGUGGAGGUCUCACAUGGGGAGCACUUUCUGUUAGGAUUUACCCAGCAGGCAAAAUGCUCUUUACUCACCGCAUGUAUUAUUUUCCAUAACGAUUAACCAGUCCUGUAGAAAACAAGGUUAGUAUCCUUCCUCUGAUGGCAGGAUUCUUCCAGCAACUUCGACUUCUUCUGUGGAAAAAUGGCCUUAGUGUCAUCAGACAGCCGGGCUGGUCUCUGUCUCUGCUCAUUUGGCCUCUGGUGAUCUUCAUCAUCUUAGCCAUCACCCGCUCACAGUUUCCCCCAACCAUCAAAGACACCUGCUAUGUGGCCCCGCGGAACCUCCCGAGCGCAGGCUUCUUCCCCUUCCUGCAGACGCUCAUGUGCAACACUGACAGCUCCUGCUCCAACAAGUCUUACGCAGACAGAACCAUCCGAGCAUAUUCCACAUCCAAGAGCCACCGGCAUCGCAGAGACACAGACACACAAAGCUCAUCAAAGCUACAGGAUGGCUUACCCCCCCUAGCCCACCUACAGAAGGGGGGUCUGGUUCAUGCCCUCCUGAAGAGAGACACAUCCAACCAGUCUCAGAUCCUGGAGAUGUGGGACAAAAUGCUCAAUUCCAGCACUCAAGGCACGUCAAACAUGACCACGUCUAUCUUGGACAUCCUCAACAACACCCUACAGGCCGAUCAGGACACGCUGACUUCCAUCCUGGAAUCAUUACGCAGCCUGAAAAUCUCCUUCUGUGGUUUCUCCAUGUCUGUGCUCAACUUGUCCCGCACGGACCAGAUGACCGCUGCACUGGUCAGGUUCUGUGGGUCCAAUGACUCGUUGCUGGAAGUGUCCUUCUCGACACUCAACCAGCUAUUGGCACAGUUGGUGCUAGAAGAUCCGGUAAAGGUUAUUGAGUCUGUUGAGAUGGCCGUGAUAGCAGUGGGUCAACUUCAGAAGCAGAACCCACUGUGGGACUUCCUGCUGGGUCUGCCGGACCUCUUCGUAAAGGCUAGUGACCAGGACAGGAUCAUGGCUGUUGCUGAGAGGCUGCUGGGGCUGAAGGGGGCCCUGACUUCGAUUCAGAGCAGCUUCCCACAGGCUAACAUUUCUCUGGACAUGCUGAACCCAGCCAUCGAUGAAGGAAUUGAUAUCCUCAACUACUUCCGUAACUGGAAGGGCAGAAAUGCAACUUUCUCCCUCGCUGAUGUGUUGAUGCCAUUGAACCAGUCUCUAAUUAGCCCAGAGAUUUCCACCCUGAUCCAGCAUCUCCAGAUCCCUCUGGAUAAGGUGACUGUGCUGUUCAACAAUGAAGCCUUCUAUGCCUUUCUGUGUUCCACAACUGUCGGCGGCCCCUCUUGUAACAGAUCUAAAGCUGACAUGGUAUAUGCAUGGAUAAGCCAAGAAAAGGUUGCUCUUCAGAUGAUGUUGGCCUGGAGUCAGUCUGCUGCCUCUUCAGACCUUGCCCUUGUUAAAAACAUACUGGGUAGCUUGCUGGGUGCUAUUCCCUCAACGGGAUCCUCCAGCAGCAGCAGGAGCCAGCGCAGCAGUGACAGCCAGCCACAGAACCUGCAGGAACAAAUAUUCCUAAGUGUCGGCAAUGUUGUAAUAGACACGCUGAAAGGGAUGCCUGGCUGGAAUUACAUUAACCUGUUUUUGAUGGGAGCUCAUUCCUCCAUGCAGACUGUCACAGCAGCUAUGGAGACACAGAUAGUAUACAUGGAUCCUGUGCUGCAGGAUGCCGGGAAACUCCAAGCAAUGUUCCAGUCCCUCAUGCAGAAUGAGACAGAGGCCGACGCCUGGGUCAGACGUGUCAUGGAGUCUGCUGUGCAGACUGUGACUGAGGCUCUAAUGGGACACAUGGAUUGCCCUCGCUUGGCUGCUCCCUGGGCUUGGAUUUCAGCAUACAGCUCAAUGGAUCCUGAGUUAUGGGCUGCAAUAAUAUGUCCUGGCAAUGGCUCUCAUUUGGAGGAUGUCUUAUUGGCACCACUGUCUCCUCUGGUACAACAGGUGAAUCAGUUAAUCCAUGUGGCUAAUAACACUUUGAUGUAUGACAUCACACCCUCCAUGAUCCUGUCAGCGUGGCAUAGUCUAUACCGCACUUCAAUGAAGUACGGCACUUCCAUCCAGGCGCUUAUUGGUGAGCUCGAACUGGAAGAUUUUUCUGAAUGGAUCGAAUACAACAUCACAGUCAACUGGCCCGAGAUCCUCAUAACCAGGGGUAUGGAGACAUUUGAGGUUUUGGGGUCACGUCUUCAAAAAAGCUCUCAGUGGUCAUCCAUGGAGCCAUACUUCCACAUGGCUUACUGGAUCUUGACCUUCCAACCUAAUGUCACUGCACCACCAAACUGCACUUUUACUUCAAAUGGCAUUGUUUGUCAGACUGGGUUUACAUGGGAGAAGUUCAUUCCACUGGUUGAAUCUCUACUUCGAGAAGUUAGCACAAAUCCAGCUGCUCUGCUAAGACCUAUCCAGGGAGCAGAGGUUCUGCUGCAAAGCAUCUACAGGGACACCUACAUGGGCAUGCUAAAAGAGUUCCUCAGCAGCUCUGGACAGCUUUUUUCUGGCUGGUCACCACAGAACAUUUUGCUGAGUCUUGCUGCUUUGGUGGACACGAACAUUCAGCUCCUCUCAAACAUCACAUCCAUUAACCAUCUUGAUGACAAGGUCUUGAUCGCCAUGUUGAAUAACAUUGUUGAGGCCUUUGGUCUGGGGGAGUUGGAGGUACUAUGGUCAAGCAGCUCCCAGAACACUAGCCUCAACACUGUGGUUAUGAACAUUAUCCAACUCUUUAGGCCAGAGUCCAUCCAGAUGCUUUACAGUGAAGGGAAAUUUGCAGUACUGGAAGCUAUUUUACGUGUUCUUGGCGAGGUCUUGCCUGCUGAGCAACAGAUCCAGUUUAAACAGUUUCUAAAUCGCACACAUGCCCUCUUUGGAGAUUUGGCAGUCUGUUCAGCUACAGGUCAAGACUGUCUCGCUGAAGUUCCAAAGGUUUUCGAGACUUUGUCAUUUCUUUCUGAAGUGAUUGCAGUGGGAACUAGUAUCAAUGUCACAAUAACACCCAUUAAGGGCAACAUGACUCUGUCAGUCACUGGUCAUAUUCUAAACUUUAUUCUACCAUGGAACACGUCAAUGGACACGGUCACUAAGGUCAUCAAACUUCUUGAGGUGUUGUCUGCUUCACCCAACAUAAACAUCAUUGAUAUUCAGCAUGCACUCCAAACCUUGAAUCUCACCAUUUCUGAUCUGGAGAAAAUUGUACAACUAUCGACGUCCUCUUCAAUAUCUCUGCUACUGAACAAGCUCAUGGACACCAUUAACUCCUUGCAAUGUUUGAACCUACUGACCCAGAAUGUAACAUCUAUAAGACCCCCAGGUUCCAGUGAAGCAGAAUGCACUCUGAAGCUUUUUGAAAGAGCACUAGAAUUCCUUCAGGUCAUGCCUUUCCCUGAAGGUUCUCAGGCAAUUAUAUCAGCUUCUUUUAAUGCUAUAUAUGAUCAGGUGAUGAAGCUGAAGAACAUGUUCAGCCUGGGAUCUGGGCCUGUCAUCAUGUCAGAGAACAUUGUGAGGGCAGUCUUGGCAAACAUCAGACAAAACCUUCUACAUCUCAAUGUGGGAAAUGGCACGUUGAUCACAAAUGACCUCAAUUUAUUGGAGGAGCUUUUAAAUGCGACACUGCAUGAGCGAUAUCCAUACUUCAUGAUCAACUCUACAUUCUUGUCACAACAUUUAUCUGCACAGAAGGUUUAUGGUGAGAUUGCUUUGUGGUACCUACACAAACUGGAGAAUGCCACCAGUGAAAGCAUGUUUAAAGAGUAUCUCUACCAAUUCAUUCACCUGACCGAAGUGCAGGUCAAAAUCAGUGCCGCUCAGUCAAAUUUCUCAACACUAGUGUCUAACCAGAUCCAGUACUUGAUAGAUCAUGUGCAUCCUCCCCUAGAUGGAGCAGAUUUGAAAAUGAUCAGCAAUGCUGUGAUCACCAUACUACAGGGUCAACUGCAACUGAUAAAGAUGAACCUUGAGUUUCAGCAGACCUUUUUUGACUUCAUGGGUAUGCAAAGUAAUAAAACUCUUCCCAGUGACAUUGAAGCUCAGCUUAUGAACUACUUCAACUUGACUCUAGGUUGGAUCAAAAACCCACAGCUUACAGUGAUCAUUGCUAAAAUCUAUGGCUGGAGCAGUGGAUCUGGGCAGGUGCUUGGCAACAAGUUGCCACAGAAAUUAUUGUUCAGCCUCAUUUCUGUGGUGGACAAGCUUCUCUUCAAUGUGAACUACACUGAUCAGUUCAACAGUCAACUCCUACUAACAAUUUUAAGUGACAUUCUGGAAGCCUUUGGCCUAGGGCAAUUGGAGAUACUGUGGUCAGACAACUCCCAGAACACUAACCUCAGCGCUGUGGUUGUGAACAUUCUCCAACUCUUGAAGCCAGAGUCCAUCCAGGCACUUAACAAUCAGAGCCAAUUUGCAUUACUGGAUGCCAUCUUACGGCUCAUUGGAGAGGUCUUGCCUUCUGAGCAACGGAGCCAGUUAGACAGGUUUCUAAACCACACACAUGCCCUGAUUUCAGACCUAGCCAUCUGUUCAGCUCAUGAGAUGCAAGUUUUAAUCAAUGCUGCUCAGUCAAAUUUCUCCAUUCUGGUGUCCGGUGAGAUCCAGGACUUGAUGAGCCAUGUGCAACCUCCCCUGGACGAGGCAGAUCUGAACAGGAUCAGUAAGGCAGUGAUGACUUUAUUGCAGGCUCAGCUGCAACUUAUAAAAAUGAACCUUGAGAUUCAACAGGCCUUCUAUGACUCUAUGGGUUUCCACAUGAACAUGAGCAUUCCUGCUGACAUUGAAGUUGAGAUCAUGAGGUACCUCAAUUUGACACAGAGUUGGAUCACAAACCCACAACUCACUCUGGCCUUUGCAAAAAUACUGCAGUGGAACAGCAGUUAUGUUGACAUUACAAAGCCAGGCAUGGACUUAGAGCAGCUGAUCAAAGCCAUGGCUCCACUGCUGUCUCCUGAGGAGCGGGUCUACCUUGGUGUUAUCGAACAGGUCACUCAGGCUCUGAACCGUGCCCUGCAACUGGCCAACACUGAUGGUGGCCUGCAGAGCAGAAACUUCACAGAAGCCAUCAUGGAUUCUGUAAGGGUGGUAUUGAGGAGUACCUUCAAUGGAUCCCUUCCCCUGCCUGAAUCUGCCAUUGAUGAUAUUACAACAGUUCUCCAGAUUUCUCUCCAGCUACUUCUGAACAAUGACACCAGCUAUGCCCAAUCUCAGGAAUUCAUAGUGCAAGCGGCACUCAGGGCAAAAGACUUUAUCAUUACCCUGGUUCCAGAGUCUGCUGAAGUCUUUGGUCCUAUGAUCAACAGCAUCAUAUCAUACAUUAACAUCAUCUCUAAGCCAAGUGGAUCUGAUACAUGGAAUGUAGUGUGA
Molecule: messenger RNA, 5588 nt
Organism: Colossoma macropomum (tambaqui)
Lineage: Eukaryota; Metazoa; Chordata; Actinopteri; Characiformes; Serrasalmidae
Exons: 20
Coding region: 336-5588 (1750 amino acids)
Source: RefSeq, a predicted model, not a curated record